UCUACAUUCCACAGCAAGAUUUUGAUGUAGAGUAGAUUAUAGGUGCUAAGUAAAACAGUAUGCAUGUACUAUAGCCAUGACUAGUGUGAGUAACCAUUUAAAGAUUCUACUACAAAUAGUACUAAUAGGAGCUGUAUUUGUUUAUCUGAAACUAGGCAACAAAUUAGAAACCACUCCUUCAAGUAUUUCAAGUUCAAGAUGGUUACCUCUCACUGAAGUUACUGAAGGGAGUCAGGAGACAAGAGAAAGCAGGCACCUUACUCAAUACUCGUCAUCGGGUGGAAACUAUAGUAACAGUUACGAAACGACUGAUAUCUCACAAAUCGUGGAAAGUGGACAGUUACAACAAACUCCAAACUCUAGACAAUCUCUGUUAUUGAAUCCGAUGCCUGAAACAGCUCCGCCUAACUUGCCUUGGAAGAAAAGUGGCCUCAAAGUUACCCUAAAAUCUCUAAUGAAACUACCUUGGGUGAGGGAAUUGUGGACGUUUGUAAAUAUUGAGAUUGAUAGACGAUUUCCAGUUGCCAUUACUGUUUCAAACUUUAACUACCGAUCAUCACUAGUCAACUGGCUUGCUCAUGCUCUCCUCAAAAUUGGAGAGAAAAACUUACUCAAAAAUGUUCUCGUUCUGUCGCUAGAUGAACAACUGCACAAGUUCCUAAAGAGGAGAAACUUUAAGGUACUGUAUGUACCACAUCAAAGUUUGUCUACUCAAACUGAUGGACUUAUAAAUACUGAAAUUUCUCGCCUGGUUGUGAUGAGACUCAUCAAUUUCUGGGGGUAUGAUGUCGUCAAUUACGACAGUGAUGCAUUUAUUUUGAAGAAUCCGCAAGAACUGUUUGAUCUGUAUCCAGGAAGUCACGUGAUUGGAUCAGAGUCGUACAUGCCGUUUGACUUGCACAAGAAGUGGGGGGUCACUUUUUGUAUGGGUGUGGUCCUCAUAAGAGCAUCAUCAGAAUCUGAACGUCUAUGGAGUGAAAUGAGCAAACGUGAUGUAAACGAUGAUCAGAAGAAGUUCAACUUUGCCCUCAAUUCCCUCCACGUUCAUUUCAAUAAACGAGACAACACCAGUGAACCAUGGCAAGGGGGAGCCCCCGUAGUUAUCAGUGACGUCAAAUCACAACUUAAUGUGACUGUUAUUCCGAUGGAUAAGAUUUGUCGUGGUCAAGCUUGUACAUUUCGUAUCUUAAAGGACUGUUUUGUGUGGCAUCAGGGAGGUGAUCAUAGCAUCAAGAAGAUGAAGAAACAUGCUAUGGCAGCAAAAGUAUGGCUGCUUCAAAACAACUGGUUGGAUAUAGACACUGAAUUGAACCUAACUAGAACAGAGUGGCUUAGAAUGAUUGCUAGUGGCUGACCCAUCAUGCGCUGUAGUAUAAAUAGUAUAUCGCAGGCACUUGCCAUAAUUAGUAUUUCUAGUUUAUACAAUUAUAGUUAGAUAUUAUAAUUACUGUACAAAUUUGUUAUUCAGCCAACAAAAUGAGCUAAAGUAUAUUUGUGUGAGGAAUUAAUUAGUGCAUGGGUGAAUAACUACCGUACAUGCAU
Messenger RNA from Halichondria panicea, 1542 nucleotides. RefSeq lists its product as uncharacterized. Lineage: Eukaryota; Metazoa; Porifera; Demospongiae; Suberitida; Halichondriidae. The record is from RefSeq and is a predicted model, not a curated record. The transcript has 2 exons. The coding region runs from base 77 to 1354 and encodes 425 amino acids.